GACAGGAGAGAUGUCCGGGAUCAGGCUGCUGCUGCUGGUCUCUCUGUCCCUGAGCCUGUGGGUCCGGAGCGGGGCUGACAUCCUGCCGGGAGCCCCGCAGCGUGGCCCGGCCAGCCUGAACGACAUGUUCCGGGAGGUGGAGGAGCUGAUGGAGGACACACAGCACAUCCUGGAGGAGGCUGUGGAUCAGAUAACUUCUGAGAGUGCUAAAUCAUCUUCAACCUUCCUGGAUCUGCAUACUAACCCCCACGAUGAGACGAGGAAGAUGACACAGGAUGAAGACCGACUGCUUCAGGUCCUGGAUAGAGCUGACAACCAGGCUAAUAAUGAAACAGGAGACAUUCAUCUUUCACAAAUCCACAUGGAGAUGUCUGGCCCUUGGAACUCAGGGGAUCACGAGUGCAUGGUGGAUGAGGACUGUGGGGCCCUGAGAUACUGCCUGUAUGGGAUCCAGAGCUCCAAGUGCCUCCCCUGCAUCCCCACAGAUAUGCCCUGCACUAAGGAUGAGGAGUGUUGCUCAGAUCAGAUGUGUGUGUGGGGCCAGUGUACAGUGAACGCCACCUCCGGAGCAGAGGGGACCAUCUGUCAGGGUCAGAGCGACUGCAGCCCCCCCCUCUGCUGCGCCUUCCAGAGAGAGCUGCUGUUUCCAGUGUGUAAUCCCAGACCAGAGAGGGGGGAGUCCUGUGUGAGCCGCCCCAACCUGCUGAUGGACAUGCUGGCCUGGGACCAGGAGGGGCCCCGGGACCACUGCCCCUGUGCCGACAGCCUCCAAUGCCAACCCCAGGUACGGGGAUCUGUUUGUGGAGAGUAGUACUGGAGAUGGAGAGAACAUGAAGAAAAUAAAUAUUAAAGAAAGGCACUCACCCAAAGAAGGCACAAAAACGGGAGAGACGAGAAAACUGCGACACCGUUGGCAGAAGGAAGAAUGG
This is a messenger RNA of Gymnodraco acuticeps, 929 nucleotides long. RefSeq names its product dickkopf WNT signaling pathway inhibitor 3b (gene dkk3b). The transcript has 7 exons. Gene Ontology annotation, cellular component: extracellular region. Bases 11 to 811 code for a protein of 266 amino acids. Gene Ontology annotation, biological process: negative regulation of canonical Wnt signaling pathway; multicellular organism development. NCBI's taxonomy places the organism in Eukaryota, Metazoa, Chordata, Actinopteri, Perciformes, Bathydraconidae. The record is from RefSeq and is a predicted model, not a curated record. Gene Ontology annotation, molecular function: co-receptor binding; receptor antagonist activity.